AAGUUUUGAUAUCGAAGGUAAAUCAUGGCUGGAAGCGAUAGCUGGUUGCUGAAUAGAAGGCUCACGGAUAAAUUUGGUGAUUUAGUCAACAGAGAAGAAAAAAGUGAUAUAAAGUUUGCCUUCCCUGGGAGUUCAAAGGUGAUAUAUGGCCACAAACUGAUUCUCUCAGUUGGAAGCCCUGUAUUUGAUGCCAUGUUCUAUGGGCCUGUUAAAGAAACCACAGACACUAUCAACAUACCUGAUAUCAUUCCUGAGGCAUUUUUGGAAUUAGUCAGAUUCAUAUACAGUGAGAGGGUCCAGCUAACAAUAGAUAAUGUAGUAGAAGUGAAAUAUGCUGCUAAGAAAUACCUCGUUCCCCAACUUGAACACCCCUGUGAUGUCUAUAUGAAGGAAUGCCUCAAAGUGGACACUGUAUGCAGCCUUAUGAACCUGUGUUAUAGCUUUAGAUACGACGAGAGCGUUAAUCAAUGUCUCGAGUUCAUCUCUGCUAACACAACUGCCGUUCUCCGUCAAGAUAAUUUUAAAUCGCUUCAUUAUGAGCUUCUCAAGGCAGUAUUGGAGUUAGAUCCAGUUACGUAUACAACUGAACUUGAGAUGUUUGAAGCAGCAAUUCAGUGGGCGGAGUGUAAAUGCUUAGAAGAAGAGCUGGAGCCGUCCCCGGAAAAUAUACGUACUACUCUAGGAGAUGCCAUUUAUUUGAUACACUAUGGGGCAUUAACGAUGGAAGAAUAUGCCUCCUUUGUUUCACCAACCAGGAUCAUACCUCCCGAACUCUCAAUUGAAAUCUUCGAAAUUUUGGGCACCAAACAACAGUCGCUGAAACAAGGCAUGAUAUUUCAUUUCCCAGAGUCCGUACUGAAAGCAAGAGGUAAAGCUGGACCUGUAAAGAAACGAUUUAAGUCAACACGUGCUAUUUCCCAGAGGGAAGUUGAAAUGAAAUGUCAAGAAGUAUCUGAAUGAGUUGAUUGAAUUAUCAAUGAAAUGUAGUGGGUUAAAAGUGUUAUAAUUGAGCAAAAUGAGUUGUUUGCAGAUUUAUACAAAGGCAAAGGUGAUAGCUUGUAAGUUGUUCUCAUACAAGAUAUUAAUACAUUAUGAU
Molecule: messenger RNA, 1096 nt
Organism: Owenia fusiformis
Lineage: Eukaryota; Metazoa; Annelida; Polychaeta; Sabellida; Oweniidae
Source: the annotation of a GenBank genome assembly